Molecule: messenger RNA, 2742 nt
Organism: Paramormyrops kingsleyae
Lineage: Eukaryota; Metazoa; Chordata; Actinopteri; Osteoglossiformes; Mormyridae
Source: RefSeq, a predicted model, not a curated record
UAUAGUUUUUAUGUAUGUAAUUAUUUGGAAAUGUACAGACUUGUAUAAAUAGAGCUAGAAAAAGAAAAAAAUAUAUAUAUAUAUUCACAUAUACUACACACACAUUCCAUGUACUUGUGUGUGUAUAAUUAUAUAUAAUUAUUACAUAAUGCAAUUUUGCACAUGACUCACAGACUAAGUAUAAUUUAGGGAGACCUGCUCACUGCCUUUGCAUAUUCUCUCCUGUCAGUCUGCCCGUUUUUAGCUGAUUUGGCCAGCACAGCCUUUGUGUUAUGGCAGCUCAAUGCUGCCCUCUAGUGGACCAUGCAGAGCUAUAGUCUUAGUACUGUUGCCAGUCCUAUACUCCUCGUUAAUAUUUUUCUUAAAUAGAAUUUAACUGUCAGGAGGUGAGUGCCGAGGCACAAAUACUGCUUCACACGUCGUAUUUUAUCAAUUCCAUUGUAAUUAGUCAAAUCAUAAGGCCGUGGUUUUUUACGUAAUUGAUUUGUGACCUAAUUCCUGCACUGAGCAGAUAUAACUUCUAUUCUGUACACUCUCAAAAUGCAUAUAUGCCUAGAUGAAAUACAACACAAAUCAGUGGUUCCCUUAAAAGUCUGAUUCGUAUUUUCAUCAUUUUAGAACAGAAGCCAUUGUACCCAAACAUGACACUGUACGCCUCGCCAUGGACAGAAGAUGAGGAAACAGUGAAUUUGCUCUGUGUCUUGAAUGGGAUCCGAUCCAACAAAGUCAUUGUGAAAUGGGAGGCGAUCACCGGCACCACCAGUGAAAAUGUUCGUAGUCAUCAUGAAAUCAUGGUAUCAAAAAAUGGAGAUGAAAAAGGCACAAAACUCAUCAGCCAGGUGACGCUGGAAAUGAAGAAGUGGAGCAGCGGCAUCAGCUACAAAUGCCAGGCUACGGACAAGUCAUUAAGCAAUUCCAGAAACAUUAGCUUUUGCUCCGCUUAUCCCAGUUCUUCAUCUUCCAUGUAUUUGGAGAAACUCACUCUAGAGAGAGAAAAUCAGACACACAUGGCUGCUGACUGUACCGCUGUUGGACCUUACGGUACCACUUUAUCAUUACUUGUGGAUGGUGCUUUGAAAUCUACCACGGAAGUUCCAGCUGGCAGUGGACCUAAAAAAAUUACCUGCAACCUUUCUUAUCGCACUGAAAAAUGGCGGGAAAGUGAAAAGAUUACUUGCAAAGCCAAACAUCAAUGUUAUAAUCCCUUAGAGAAGACUAUAAACAUACCUCGUUCAACUGUGCCUACAGUGAAGCUCUUCCUGGUUCCCAAAGAACCAGAUGCAGGGGACAUGACUCUGCUGUGCCUGGGCACUGGGGUGAACCCUCAGAUCAAGUGGCUAAAAGGAUCUGUGGUAAAAGAAUCUUCGGUCACGACGAUGCAUAAUGACGGACAGCUGACCGUUAGCAGUGAGAUGAAUGUUCAGAAAGAUGAAUGGAAUAAAGGGGAAAUCUUCACCUGUCAGGUCGAAGACCAGCUUGCUAGGGUUGCUGUUCAGCAGAAUAUUAGUAAAUGCACAGAGUCCCCACCAUCUUCUCAGACUGCCACCAUGUUCAUUGUGGGACCUUCACUGACAGAAAAGCUGGGUUCAGGAGACCUUCAAGUCACCUGCCAUGUGCAAGCCUGCGGGGCUGAGGCCUUUUCCAUUACCUGGAAAAUGAAUGGCAAUAUCUACUCUAGGCAGACAACAAAGCAAGACAAUGGCAACGGCACCCAAACUCUCACUAGUGCGCUGAUUGUGAAGCGGCAGAACUGGGAGAAAAAGCCCAACAUUUCCUGCCAUGUCAAGCACACCUGCUCCUCCAGCAUACGGGAGUUGCAACUUGAACAAACCAAAGAUCCCAAACAGCCCACUCUUCAGAUCAUCAGACCAUCUAAAGGCACACUUGACAAACAGCGCAUCACCACCCUGCUCUGUCUAAUACUGGACUUCUUCCCUGCCGACAUUGACGUGUACUGGGAGUUGGAUGGGUUGAAGCUGUCUGAAUCCCAGUACUCCAACAGCGCUGUUUUCGGGGUUGCUGGCAGGGGAGAUGAUGGUGGCUACUCAAUGCACAGCAAGCUGCAUAUCCCACAGUCAGACAGGAAUGAUGGCCACUACUCCUGUGUGGUCAAACACGAGUCGUCUAAGGAGCCAAUCAAGCACACUAUUAGCAACAAGAAUGACCUCAACACCCUUGAAGCAAUAAAUGAAGAAGAUGAAAAUAUUAAUAACAUCUCAAAUGAUACAGCACAAGAGGAUAAUCUGACAGAAAUCUGGAACACUGCACUGACCUUCAUCAUCCUCUUCCUCGUCUCUGUGGUCUACAGCAUCUGUGUCACUUUUGUAAAGGUGAAAUGAUGCCACUACAGUUACGAACGGUGCUGUAUUAAAAAUCCCAGUGACAAGAAUUUGCAACAUAACAUGAUGUGAUCAGAGCUCAUAUUCAUAGUAGAAUGCUAUUUUACAGUUUGUUUAGAAAUACAAGUAGUUUUUUAUGUUACAUUUUUGUUUCAUUUUACUUAUGCUGAAGGAUUUUCUAUCACAGUUUCUCAAGUAUGGUGUCUUCAGACCAUAAUAAUUAUUGUGAUGUUACAAGUAAUAUCAUCACAGUAUUGUUUGACUAAUUCUAUUCUUUAAAUUGAUUUGUUUAGCUGAUAUAAAUUUGUGCACUUCUUUCAUGGAGGUUUAGCUACUCCACUGUUUGAGAUAAAACAAAUAAAACAAUAUAUAAAACAAAAUAAAAGAAGCUGUUUCACAGACA